AUGGUGCAGUCGUUCAUUGUGCUCAAGUGCUACGCGGAUGGCUGCGCAACGCACCAAGUCCAGCAAGUCAAAAAGUCGACCAAGUGGACCUGCGUUGUCACAGGCCAUGAACAUGCGCAAGGCGAUCAGCAAGCAGUCCCCGCUGCCGAGCCAGACGACACAUGCGAGCUGUACUCCGAGCCCCACGACGCAAGCUCGUACUUGACGCAAGCUCGUACUUGCAGCAGCAGCAGCAGCAGCAGCAGCAUGGUGGUGGUGGUGGCAAUGGCCAUUCGGUGGAGAGCGAAGACGUUUGACGAUCCGUCGCAAUCGUACAACCUCUCCUCGUGUCGGGCGCGAGGGCAACCAGCAUCCAUCGCUCGGCAUCAAGCAGCAGGCAGUCAUUCAUUCGGACAAGCAGCCACAGAUAUCGGAUCUCAGUCAAGGAGAACGGGCGUCUCGACAGCUCAGGUUAUGACACCACCUGCCUCAAAUUCUGGAUCGACUGCCGCUGCAGCGAGUAUCGUCACCCGACUAUUACAGGACGCUCGGCGCGAUCUGAGCAAACUAUCAGAGCCUGCGCCUCCUGCUCAGCGAACUUCCAAGUGGGCGACAUUCAUGCCAGCACGAAGAAACAACCAAGACGCUGACGACGACGAUGAAGAUUUGUCAUAA
Messenger RNA from Capsaspora owczarzaki ATCC 30864, 654 nucleotides. RefSeq lists its product as hypothetical. The record is from RefSeq and is a predicted model, not a curated record. Lineage: Eukaryota; Filasterea; Ministeriida; Capsasporidae. The coding region runs from base 1 to 654 and encodes 217 amino acids. The transcript is spliced from 2 exons.